Molecule: messenger RNA, 4847 nt
Organism: Tinamus guttatus (white-throated tinamou)
Lineage: Eukaryota; Metazoa; Chordata; Aves; Tinamiformes; Tinamidae
Gene: AGL
Product: amylo-alpha-1,6-glucosidase and 4-alpha-glucanotransferase
Biological process (GO): glycogen biosynthetic process; glycogen catabolic process
Molecular function (GO): amylo-alpha-1,6-glucosidase activity; 4-alpha-glucanotransferase activity
Source: RefSeq, a predicted model, not a curated record
CCCCGCCCCCGCGCCGGCAGCGCCGCCCGGCGCCCCCCCGGCCCGCGGCCGCCAUGCCGAGCACGAAGCAGACGCGGCUGCUGCACCUCGACGAGAUGGAGAAGCUGGACAAGACCCUCUUCAGGCUGGAGCAAGGUUUUGAACUACAGUUCCGACUGGGCCCAACUCUUCAAGGCAAGCAUGUUACUGUGUACACUAACUAUCCAGCUUCUGGAGAAGUGUUCGAUCGACGCAAGUUCAGGACAUUAUCAUGGCACAAUCCUACAGGAAAAGAAGAUGACUCUGACAAAUAUUGCAAACUGGAUCUCCAGAUUUCUGGGUCUUAUCAGUAUUAUUUCAGUCUUGGAAAUGAGAAAAGUGGUGGAGGUUACAUAGUUGUGGAUCCUAUUUUGCGUGUUGGAGCUGAUAAUCAUGUGCUACCUUUGGAUUGUGUCACACUCCAAACAUUCCUUGCUAAGUGUUUGGGGCCCUUUCAUGAAUGGGAAGAUAGACUUAAAGUUGCAAAAGAAACAGGUUACAAUAUGAUUCAUUUUACGCCACUUCAGAAACUGGGACUAUCUAGAUCAUGUUAUUCGUUGGCUGAUCAAUUAGAAGUAAACUCUGAAUUUUCAAGCCAUAAUAAAAAGUGCACUUGGAGUGAUAUAGGAGCUCUUGUGGAAAAAAUGAAAAAUGAAUGGAAUAUGCUUUGCAUCACAGAUGUAGUCUACAAUCAUACUGCUGCUAACAGUGAAUGGCUCAGGAUGCAUCCAGAAUGUGGCUAUAAUCUCGUAAAUUCUCCUCACCUGAAGCCAGCCUGGGUAUUAGAUAGAGCUCUCUGGCACUUGAGUUGUAUGGUGGCUGGAGGAAAGUGUAUUGAUAAAGGAGUCCCUCCUUUAAUCGAAAAUGAUCAUCACCUGAAUUGUAUCCGUAAAAUAAUCUGGGAAGAUAUAUAUCCAAAAAUUAGGCUGUGGGAAUUUUUCCAAGUGGAUGUUAACAAAGCUGUGCAGCAAUUUAAAACCCUUCUAACUCAAGGCAAAAUGAGCACUAAAUCUGAUCCACAUCAGCAUCUUCAAGUAAUUCAGGAUCCUAACUAUAGGCGACUUGGCUGUACUGUAGAUAUGGAUAUAGCACUGGCAACUUUUAUCCCACACAGCAAUGGACCAGCUGCGAUAGAAGAGUGUUGUAACUGGUUUCGCAAGAGAAUUGAAGAACUGAAUGCUGAACAAUACAGACAAACUAAUCACCAUCAAGAGCAGGCUGUCAACUGCCUUGCGGGGACUGUCGUUUAUGAACGACUGGCUGGUCAUGGUCCUAAACUGGGUCCUGUUACUAGAAAAUAUCCUUUAGUUACCAGAUAUUUUACUUACCCAUUCAAAGACUUGAGUGUGGAGGAAGAAGAAACUAUGAUACAUCAGCCAGAUAAGGCUUGUUAUUUCAUGGCCCAUAAUGGCUGGGUAAUGGGAGAUGAUCCUCUUAAAAACUUUGCUGAACCAGGCUCAAAUGUUUAUUUGAGGAGGGAGCUUAUUUGUUGGGGAGACAGUGUGAAACUGCGUUAUGGUGAAAAACCAGAAGAUUGUCCUUACCUCUGGGCACAUAUGAAAAAGUACACUGAAAUUACUGCCAAAUAUUUCCAUGGUGUUCGUCUCGACAACUGUCACUCAACACCUAUUCAUGUAGCUGAGUACAUGCUGGACACAGCUAGAAAAUUGCGAGCUGAUUUGUAUGUAGUGGCUGAGCUGUUCACAGGAAGUGAGGAGCUGGACAAUAUCUUUGUGAAUAGUCUGGGCAUUGCCUCCUUAAUAAGAGAGGCCAUGACUGCUUAUAAUAGUCAUGAAGAGGGAAGAUUAGUUUAUCGUUUUGGAGGUGAACCUGUUGGCUCUUUUGUUCAGCCACGUUUGAGACCUCUGAUGCCAGCUAUUGCUCAUGCACUGUUCAUGGAUAUCACGCAUGAUAAUGAAUGUCCAAUUCAGCAUCGUUCUGCAUAUGAUGCUCUUCCUAGUGCAAUGAUUGUUUCCAUGGCGUGCUGUGCUACAGGAAGCACCAAAGGCUAUGACGAAUUAGUGCCCCACCAGAUUUCUGUGGUAUCUGAGGAGAGGUUUUAUUCAAAGUGGAAUCCAUCAACGCACCUGAGUUCUGGUGAAGUUAAUUUGGAAACAGGAAUUUUGGCAGGAAGGUUGGCUAUAAACAGGCUGCAUCAGGAGCUGGGAGCUAAAGCUUUUAAUCAGGUGUAUGUGGAUCAAGUUGACGAAGAUAUAGUGGCAGUGACAAGACAUUGUCCUAACACACACCAGUCUGUUGUGGCUGUAAGUCGAACUGCUUUCAGAGAUCCUAAAACUUCCUUCUACAGUAAAGAAGUACCUGAAAUGUGUAUCCCAGGAAAAAUUGAAGAAGUAGUAUUUGAGGCUAGAAUUGUUGAAAGAUAUGUUAGUCCUUACAAAAAAGACGAACAUUUUAUAAACGGAUUGCCCAAUUUCACGGUGGAACUCAGGGAACAUAUCCAGAUUAAAGACAGUAAAAUUAUAAAGCAAGCUGGAACUGCCAUAAAAGGGCCAAAUGAAUAUGUUCAAGAAAUAGAAUUUGAAAACUUAACUCCAGGAAGUGUAAUAGUGUUCAGAGUUAGCCUCGACCCAAAGGCACAAGAGGCUGUUGGUGUACUCCGCAAUCAUCUGAUCCAGUUCAGUCCUCAUUUUAAAUCUGGAAGUCUUCCUGAUGAUCAUUCGGCACCAAUACUAGCAACUCUUUUUUCUUCUAUUGCCUCUAAACUAACUCUGGCUGACCUAAAUCAAGUACUAUAUAGAUGUGAGGCAGAAGAACAAGAAGAUGGUGGCGGUUGUUACAAUAUACCAAACUGGUCACCACUGAAGUAUGCAGGUCUCCAAGGGUUAAUGUCAGUGAUGGCAGACAUUAGACCAAAGAAUGAUUUGGGUCAUCCAUUUUGUGAUAAUUUAAGAUCUGGAGACUGGAUGAUUGACUAUGUCAGUAAUCGUCUGAUUUCGCGUGCGGGAGCCUGUGCAGAAGUUGGUGAGUGGUUGAAGGCCAUGUUUGUCUACUUGAAGAGAAUUCCACGUUACCUUAUCCCAUGUUACUUUGAUGCCAUAUUAGUGGGGGCAUACACAACACUUCUGGAUUUGGCAUGGCAUCAGAUGUCCAGCUUUGUGCAGAAUGGAUCAACAUUUGUUAAACACCUUGCACUGGGUUCAAUCCAGAUGUGCGGGAUAGGAAGAUACCCUUGCCUGCCAGUUCUCUCGCCUUCCUUACAUGAUGUUCCCUAUCGGCUGAAUGCAAUUACACAUGAGAAAGAACAGUGUUGUGUUUCCUUGGCAGCUGGCUUACCUCACUUUUCUUCUGGAAUUUUUCGCUCUUGGGGAAGGGAUACCUUUAUUGCACUGAGAGGUCUAAUGUUACUUACUGGACGUUAUCUAGAAGCAAGAAACAUAAUUUUAGCAUUUGGUGAGACUUUAAGACAUGGUCUCAUUCCAAAUCUUCUUGGCCAGGGAACACAUGCCAGAUUCAACUGUCGUGAUGCCGUGUGGUGGUGGCUUCAGUGUAUCCAAGAUUAUUGCAAAAUUGCUCCAAAUGGAUUAGACAUUCUCAAGUGUCCUGUUUCUAGGAUGUAUCCAAGAGAUGACUCUCCUCCUCAGCCUGCAGGCACUAUGGAUCAGCCGCUUUAUGAAGUAAUACAGGAAGCAAUGCAACGACACAUGGAAGGCAUAAAUUUCCGGGAAAGGAAUGCUGGUCCGCAGAUAGAUCAAAACAUGAGAGAUGAAGGUUUUAAUGUAGUUGCAGGCGUUGACCAUGAAACUGGCUUUGUCUUUGGAGGAAACCGUUUCAAUUGUGGCACUUGGAUGGAUAAAAUGGGAGAGAGCGAUAGAGCUCGGAACAAAGGAAUACCUGCUACUCCAAGAGAUGGCUCUGCUGUGGAAAUUGUUGGUCUAUGCAAGUCAACUGUUCGCUGGUUGCAAGAUUUGUUUAAGAAAAAUGUGUUUCCAUAUGAUGGAGUCACCAUAAGACGACAUGGAAAGAAGGAGACUAUCACAUAUGAUGAGUGGAACAGAAAAAUUCAAGGACACUUUGAAAGGUUGUUUUUCGUCUCUGAGAACCCAGCAGAUCCAAAUGAGAAACAUCCAAAUCUUGUCCACAAACGUGGAAUUUAUAAAGAUAGCUAUGGAGCUUCGAGCCCAUGGUGCGAUUACCAACUCAGGCCAAAUUUCACAAUAGCAAUGGUUGUGGCCCCUGAGCUGUUCACACCUCAGAAAGCUUGGAAAGCUCUGCAAAUAGCUGAGGAAAAGCUACUUGGUCCAUUAGGCAUGAAAACUUUAGACCCUGAUGAUAUGGUUUACUGUGGCAUAUAUGAUAAUGCUCUUGACAAUGACAACUAUAAUGUAGCCAGAGGAUUUAAUUACCACCAAGGACCUGAGUGGGUGUGGCCUAUUGGAUACUUUCUUCGUGCCAAACUGUACUUCUCAAAAUUGAUUGGUCCGGAGAUUUACGCAAAAACUGUACUUUUGAUUAAAAAUGUUCUUUCUCGCCACUAUGUUCAUCUUGAAAGAUCAUCCUGGAAGGGGCUUCCGGAGCUGACCAAUGAAAAUGGCCAGUAUUGUCCUUUUAGCUGUGAGAGUCAGGCCUGGUCGAUUGCUGCUAUCCUUGAAGUCCUAUACGACUUGUAAAAGUUGCUUUUGAUUGCUUUGAAACUUAUGCAGUUUUUUCCAUAUGGGGCAUAAAUGAACUCUUGGAUCACACUGCAAGGGAAACGUCCUGUUCUGCACAAUCACUUAAGCUGUGUACCGAAUUUUAAAGGUGCUGAAUGCCAACAGCUCCUUGCAUUAGACCUGUGCAGUUUUGGUGGGAGUUGGUUUUUUUUGAAAAUC